This is a messenger RNA of Jaculus jaculus (lesser Egyptian jerboa), 2630 nucleotides long. It is a transcript of the gene Pou2f1, whose product is annotated as POU class 2 homeobox 1. Gene Ontology annotation, cellular component: nucleus. Gene Ontology annotation, molecular function: RNA polymerase II cis-regulatory region sequence-specific DNA binding; DNA-binding transcription factor activity, RNA polymerase II-specific. Gene Ontology annotation, biological process: regulation of transcription by RNA polymerase II. Bases 129 to 2372 code for a protein of 747 amino acids. The record is from RefSeq and is a predicted model, not a curated record. The transcript is spliced from 17 exons. Lineage: Eukaryota; Metazoa; Chordata; Mammalia; Rodentia; Dipodidae.
AGCGAGUCAAGAUGAGAGUUCAGCCGCGGCGGCAGCAGCAGCAGAAUGAGUGAGUUUGAAUAUGAAGUAAGAAGAGCCUAUAUAAGAGAGCUGUUCUGAGGCUGCUGUUUUCCACGAAAGACUCAAGAAUGAACAAUCCGCCAGAAGCCAGUAAACCAUCUAUGGAGAGUGGAGAUGGCAGCACAGGCACACAAAGCAAUGGCCUGGACUUUCAGAAGCAGCCUGUGCCUGUUGGAGGAGCGAUCUCAACAGCCCAGGCCCAGGCCCAGGCUUUCCUUGGACAUCUCCAUCAGGUCCAGCUCGCUGGAACAAGUUUACAGGCUGCCGCCCAAUCUUUAAAUGUACAGUCUAAAUCUAGUGAAGAAUCCGGGGAUUCGCAGCAGCCAAGCCAGCCUUCCCAGCAGCCUUCCAUGCAGGCAGCCAUUCCCCAGACCCAGCUUAUGCUGGCUGGAGGACAGAUAACUGGGCUCACUUUGACGCCAGCUCAGCAACAGUUGUUACUACAGCAGGCCCAGGCCCAGGCCCAGCUGCUGGCAGCUGCUGUGCAGCAGCAUUCUGCUAGCCAACAGCACAGUGCUGCUGGGGCCACCAUCUCAGCCUCUGCUGCCACACCCAUGACGCAGAUCCCGCUGUCUCAGCCUAUACAGAUUGCGCAGGAUCUUCAACAACUACAACAGCUUCAACAGCAAAAUCUCAACCUGCAACAGUUUGUGUUGGUGCAUCCGACCACCAACCUGCAGCCAGCACAGUUUAUCAUCUCACAGACGCCCCAGGGCCAGCAGGGUCUCCUGCAAGCGCAAAAUCUUUUAACGCAACUACCUCAGCAAAGCCAAGCCAACCUCCUACAGUCGCAGCCAAGCAUCACCCUCACCUCCCAGCCAGCAACUCCAACUCGCACAAUAGCAGCAACCCCAAUUCAGACACUUCCACAGAGCCAGACAACACCAAAGCGAACUGAUACUCCCGGCUUGGAGGAGCCCAGUGACCUUGAGGAGCUUGAGCAGUUUGCCAAGACCUUCAAACAAAGACGAAUCAAACUUGGAUUCACUCAGGGUGAUGUUGGGCUCGCUAUGGGCAAAUUGUAUGGAAAUGACUUCAGCCAAACUACCAUCUCUCGCUUUGAAGCUUUGAACCUCAGCUUUAAGAACAUGUGCAAAUUAAAGCCACUUUUAGAGAAGUGGUUAAAUGAUGCAGAGAAUGUCUCAUCUGAUUCUACAGUCUCCAGCCCAAGUGCUGUAAAUUCUCCAGGUUUGGGUGCAGAGGGCUUGAAUCGUAGGAGAAAGAAACGCACCAGCAUAGAGACCAACAUCCGCGUGGCCUUAGAGAAGAGUUUCUUGGAGAAUCAAAAGCCUACCUCGGAAGAGAUCACCUUGAUUGCUGAACAGCUCAAUAUGGAAAAGGAGGUGAUUCGUGUCUGGUUUUGUAACCGCCGCCAGAAGGAGAAAAGAAUCAACCCACCAAGCAGUGGUGGGACCAGCAGCUCACCUAUCAAAGCAAUUUUCCCCAGCCCAACCUCACUGGUGGCAACCACACCAAGCCUUGUGACAAGCAGUACAGCAACUACCCUCACAGUCAAUCCUGUCCUUCCCCUAACCAGUGCUGCCGUGACUAAUCUGUCUCUUACAGGCACUACAGACACCACCUCCAACAACACAGCCACCGUGAUUUCCACAGCACCUCCCGCCUCCUCCACAGUCACAUCCCCAUCCUUGAGUCCCUCCCCUUCUGCCUCCACCUCCACCUCUGAGGCAUCGAGUGCCAGUGAGACCAGCACAACACAGACCACCUCCACUCCUUUGUCCUCCCCUCUUGGGGCCAACCAGGUGAUGGUGACAGCAUCAGGCUUGCAAACAGCUGCUGCUGCUGCUCUCCAGGGAGCUGCACAGUUGCCUGCAAAUGCCAGCCUCGCCGCCAUGGCUGCUGCCGCAGGACUCAGCCCGGGCCUGAUGGCGCCCUCACAGUUUGCAGCUGGAGGUGCCUUACUCAGUCUCAAUCCAGGGACCCUGGGUGGUGCUCUCAGCCCAGCUCUGAUGAGCAACAGUACACUGGCAACUAUUCAAGCUCUUGCUUCUGGUGGCUCUCUUCCAAUAACGUCACUGGAUGCAACUGGGAACCUGGUAUUUGCCAAUGCAGGAGGAGCCCCCAACAUCGUGACUGCCCCUCUGUUCCUGAACCCUCAGAACCUCUCUCUGCUCACCAGCAAUCCAGUUAGCUUGGUUUCUGCCGCUGCAGCCUCCACAGGGAACUCCACACCUGCAGCCAGCCUCCAUGCCUCCUCCACCUCAGCUGAAUCCAUCCAGAACUCUCUCUUCACAGUGGCCUCUGCCAGCGGGGCUGCUUCCACCACCACCACUGCCUCAAAGGCGCAGUGAGUGGGGCGCAGAUGUGGGCUGCCAUGAGCCUUUGUCGCUUUGCAUUGGGCUCAGGCUGCCAGCUGGUUAAUAAACUGAAAAAAAUGUGAUUGGCUUCCUCUCACCAUGUUGUGAGGGCAAGGGAGACAGGGAGAGAAGAAGUACACUUACCGGAAAAAAGAAUGGAGACAGGACAUUUACCUAAUUUUAUAAUAAAACGCUGUCUUUUCAGGAUUGCUUCAUGGAUUGGAGAACUUUCUAACCAAACAUUAAAAAGGA